Rhagoletis pomonella (apple maggot) is the source of this 1076-nucleotide messenger RNA. RefSeq lists its product as uncharacterized. The record is from RefSeq and is a predicted model, not a curated record. The coding region runs from base 264 to 1001 and encodes 245 amino acids. Lineage: Eukaryota; Metazoa; Arthropoda; Insecta; Diptera; Tephritidae. The transcript has 2 exons.
CAGACCUGGGUCGGUCAUAAUAAACUAUUAAAAUGUAAACGGAUUUAUUUUAUUUAACAAAGGAACAAAUAUCCUAUCUGGCGCCCAAACGAAGGGCUAGUGCAACUACAGUAAAUCACGAGAAGACGAAGUGACGUUUAGAAAAUAACCACAUCAACAAUCAACUGAGAGCAGAAGGAGAAUAGCUAAUUAAAUAUUGCAGACCGGAAAUUGCAGCUACCAGAAAAAACGAAAAACCAUGAGAUUAAUCGCACAACAACAAAAUGCUAUCACUACAAAAUAACGCUGUAGCAGUUUGUGGUAAAGAUAUAUAUUCCUUAGACGACUGUGCAGGACCAGCUAUGAAAUUUUGCAGAAAAUCGAACAUCUCUACUUGCGCUCAACAAUUAAUAGCCAGCACCACAGCAAAUUGCAGAACCACAUUUGGCGAACUAGAUCCUGUGCAAGAGGUUGAUGACGACAUGGUCAUUAUAAACGAUCGCACCGCCACAGUAAUAUCUAAUAAUGAAACUAUAUCGCUGAAAAGGGGUACUUACCUGGUGACGUUUUCAGACAAGGCCAGCGUGAAUGAAACAACCUUUGUCAAUCGAAAUGCCCUUCAGAUAAAGGUAGCAGAGAUCCCGUGGGCCACUCAGAUAAACAUAACUGGACCCGAUGACAAAAUGAGCCUACCUUACUUGCGACAUCGGGCACUAGAAAACCGCCAGCUGAUGGAGCAACUAAAUGAUGGUUAUAAGACAGGAUUGACAGCAACAUCAAUAAUCCUUAUCAUACUGGCCAUCAUCGGCGUGCUGCUUCUCAUGAUUACUUUCUUUAGAAAGCAAAAUAAACAAGCUGCAAUAGUAAGAGUAGUAGAAAACAUCACGCAAGCGUCAACUAGAAGGUCCGAGGACGUCCCUCGCUUAGGAGGGAAAGAGUUAUCACGGGAAGCACAGUCAGGUUUGCCAUUACCUAAAAUUGUUGCGCGUGGCCUGACUCAGCAGGAUCGGCACAACAAGUAGCGCAGACAGUCGAAAGAAUGCAAGCAAGUUUAAAGUUACAUUCAAAAGUUGCCAGUGCCCUUAGUCAGCGCUUCU